Molecule: messenger RNA, 4077 nt
Organism: Armigeres subalbatus
Lineage: Eukaryota; Metazoa; Arthropoda; Insecta; Diptera; Culicidae
Exons: 2
Coding region: 336-3974 (1212 amino acids)
Source: RefSeq, a predicted model, not a curated record
UUUGUCAAUCGUUUUUUAUAAAACUGUUUUGUUACAAUUAUUUCUUUCUUAUUUCAAUCAGUACAAAGCUGUCCAUAAACGAAAUGAUACGUUCAUAAUCAUAACAUAUCUGAAUGGUUCGCGAAUAAAAUUAAAAAUAGUAACAGAAUAUGUUCACCCACAUAUUCAGGCUGGUGGAUACGAGCGUACGUCGAGAAGAAGAGCGAGAGACAUCUUCAUGAUCGUUAACAAGUUUUAGAUUUUAAGCAUGACUCACUAAGUACCAGUUAUUAGGAGCUUUUCUUAGUUGUUUUCGUUAUUGAAAAAAACCUUCCGUUUUAAUUGUGCAACCAACCAUGGUUGGAGCAGGAGAAAACGAUAACACCGGCUAUGACUACCAAAUAGGAACAAUGAUUUAUUUAGCUGAUAAAAUGCGGGCGCAGAAGGAUCUUGUAGCUAAGUUUGACAUUGGAAGCGCUGUGAAAGGUAACAAUGUUCCUGAAAAUUCACGCCAUGCUUUCGAUGAUGUUGUCAUCUAUGCCGAACUCGUAAAUGGCAGCAAGAUCAUCACCAUGCUGCAGGUUAAACAUUCGAUAAAGCAGAUUGAUGAAGAAUAUCUUUGUCAUAAUUCUAAGACGUACGUCCUCAAAUAUUUCAAAUCAUUUUUGGAGCUUAAGAAAUAUAUAAGAGUAGAUGAACUGGUGGAACUCAUUAUAUGGACAAACAUGCGUAUUGCGGACAAGGUUAAAAAUUGGUUUGAAAAAUACGAUCCACUUGACAUGGAUAGAGACGUUAUAGGAGCUGAUGGUAAUUUGAAAUACCAACGACAUCGAUUCAACGUUGAAAAAUUUUCAAAAUUGGCGCAGAACUUCCUUCAAGAUGCUCACCCACGAACCAGCUUAGUCGAAAAGUUUGUCGAUACUUUGUUCAAAAAGGACGAAUGGAAUUCAGGGCGGGCCGCGAAAAACUUUCACAGCAUUAUGGCCAGCGAAAUAAUCGAUUGCAACCUGUCGGACUCCAAAUUCAAGCCAGGUUUUAUUAACGGACAGGAAUUGCACCCCGAGACAAUGGAAUUUCGUCAUUGCUUUGAAAAGAUUAUGACGAGAAAAUUUUCUGAGAAGAAACUUGGUACGUUUUCAAUGACUGAAUUGAAUAGCGCCAACUACCGAACCCAUUUUCAGCUGAAAGUAGAUGGCGACUUCAAAGUAGGAAAAACCCCAGAAUGGAAAGAGUGGAAGGACGUGCCAACAGAAAAGGAUUUGAAUGAUUUCUAUGAACGAUUCGUAUUUUAUGUGAAAGUGCCAGACCUGUCAGAACUAAGGAAAAUGCUUUGCGAAUCAGUAGAUAAUUUUGAAGACUUUCUUAGGAUGAUGAGCGAUCGUGCAUUUAAGAGAAUGGUCACUGACAGGCAAAUUGAGAACAUGUUUCAGUUAUUAAGUCUCCGUCAUGAUAUGAACUGCGGUCCGUUUAUGAAGCUGAAAUUCAAAGAUAUAGGCAGGCUUAAACAAGAGGUGCACAAUUAUUUAUCUCAAUCGCCUUCCAUGCCAUAUUUGAUGAUUAGGGCAAGUCAAGAUGUGGAUUGCACUCUUUCUCGACUAAUAUCAGUAGUUGAAAGUUACCUUGCCUGUGGUGAUGGGAUACCUAAGUAUUUAGUGUUGAGUCCAGGCAGCUUGGAAAGAAAUUGGCCGAAAAUUGAAAAGAUUCUAACCGAUGAACAAAACUUAAAGUGUUUGAUCAUCACGUCGAUCCAAGACAGUGCACAAGAGGACGAGGUGAAAACUAAACUUGAGAAGUUCAAAGUUUCAGUAAUUCUGGUUGGAGAAUACUUAUGUAAAGGCUUCGAUGAUGAAUUUGACGUUAGCUUACUAACCGAAAAGUGUAAGAAUGAAAUCUUCGACAGGAAAAUUGUAUUAUUUGGAAAACGUCUGACUGCUUAUGGAAUUCUUGGCGACGACAUUUUUAGGAAAGAGAACUUUCCCUUGGUACUCGAGCUUCAUCGAAAUGAGAUAAUUUUGGGGAGUAAUGCUUUGGCACGGAACGUAAACUUCAUCGAACGAAUAAUAAAAAGCGAUAGUGCAAAUGAUUUCAAGUAUGAAGAUGAUAAGCACUCUCGAAUCAUUUUAUCGGACCAAGCAGGAAUGGGUAAAAGUACGGAAAUGAUAAACAUCGUCAUUAAGCUUCGUGAGCAUAAAAAAUAUAAGGACCAUUUAGUAAUUUACUUCGACUGUAAAGUCGCGAUAAGAUAUGUGCAAUUUGACGGAUAUGAACUAAUUUGUAAGCUGAUGAAUGUCGACACGCAAGCUGAAAAAUGUCUCAUAAAGUGCAUAAUACAGAAGAAGAAAAUUAUUUUGUUGCUGGAUGGUGUCGACGAAGUCAGCAGGAAAUCGCGAGAUGAUUUGAAAUCAUUAAUUCAGAAAAUUAAAAAUCUAGAGUUGUUGAAAUUUUUCAUUGCAACUCGGCCCCAUUGCAAAACAUUUAUCGAAAACAUAUUCCAGGAUUUUGUUGUUUGUCAUCUACCUUCAUUUAGUGAAGAGCAACAAAUAGAAUAUCUCACACGUUUCUGGAAGAUAGAAGCCAUCGGCGAUGAACGUAAACGCAAUGGUGUCAAAGACAACAUAACAGAAUUGAUAAAAAGAUUCCGUAGCAUGCUGAAGGAUGAAUCACUGAUAGGAAUCCCAAUGCAAACCUACAUGAUUGCGGUAAUCUAUCGCAGUUCUAUCGUGUCAUCUGAGUUUGAGCUUCCUAAACCACAUACAAUAGGAUUAAUUUAUAAAGAGUUUGUGGGACUUAAAUUUGAGGAAGUUAUAAAGCGUCAUUUUGAUUCUGCCAAUGAAGCACAUAGAAUUGCUAUUGACAAAAGAGAACUAUUUUCUAAGCAUGUUAUUCUGUCGGCAAAACUCUUCGACAACUAUACUGAACAAGAUAGGGAAACAUUCCACGAUCUUCAAUCAUACGGAAUCGUGAGGCUUCAACCUUCGAUGAGUUUCGUCCAUCAUACAUAUUAUGAGUACUUUCUCACUUUGUACGUCCUCACUUACAAAACCGAUUCAAACGGAACAUUCGUUUCAUUCAUGCAACAACAUUUUAGUCCAUCAAGGUUGAAUAUAACCACUAAAUUUCUGGACCAUCAUAUUGACGAAAUAAACCCAAAUGCACAACUUCAAUCGUUGGAUGAUGAGCUACCUGGAGCGGUGUCUAAUGAGUUCGAACCUCCUCCAACGGCACGGUUGCAUACUGAAAAGAUGAAAGAAUUUAAUGAUUAUUUACAAAAACUAUCAGAAAACGAUCAGUGUGUUCUUAUCCGUAACACAAUUAACCAAUCAGUGUUCAACGUUUUCGAAGUUCUGUACGAUAGUUUGCCGUCCGAUACCAAAUCCUCGCUGAAAUUCGGUUUCGGUAAAAAUCGCGGAAAAUGCUGCAUCAAUCUUAAAGCAAUGGGCACGAAUCAAAUUAUCCAGUUGCUAUCGGUUUUGCAGAAGAAGAACCCCGACAACUUCAUUCAGCGGUAUUUAAUUGCUUUCGGCGACGGAGAUGAAGAUUUUCUCGACGUCGCCUGUCGGAAACCAUUUGUACAGGUACUAAACUGGUUGGUAGAUGAUCUACUGCCUAAAAGUGAUGACCAGCAACUAAGUGCCCUUUAUAGCUACGUUAAACGUCGUUUCGAAAAGUAUUUAAUAUUAAUAGUGCAGCACAACAACACCUCAUUCUUAGAGCAAUGUAUCAUACGAUCGAGAGACAUAUGGACAGAUAGGAAAACUACAUACGAGUUUCUACUCAAUCAAAACGUACUAAAAGUUUUCCUAGAAAACGUAGAGAUCAAAUGCGAAACUAAAAAAUGUCUAGUCGAUGAAAGAAUUAAAAUGGUAGGUGUUAUGUACGACUUGUUCAAAUGGGCCAGCAACGAAAACAUUGAACUGACUCAAGAAUGUACCGAUGCAUUUGAUAAAUUAGAUAAUGUAGCCUUAAAAAGUGCCUUUAGUCAAAGAUUUAUGUGAUAUGUUUCUUAUGAACUAAGCAGGUGUAUAAAAUACACGUAUAUCAGCAUUUAGUAAGGAGCUAAAUAUAUUUACAUGUAAUACAAUGAUAAAACGUUUUAAA